Solanum verrucosum is the source of this 782-nucleotide messenger RNA. RefSeq lists its product as uncharacterized. NCBI's taxonomy places the organism in Eukaryota, Viridiplantae, Streptophyta, Magnoliopsida, Solanales, Solanaceae. The record is from RefSeq and is a predicted model, not a curated record. The transcript has 2 exons. Bases 90 to 782 code for a protein of 230 amino acids. Gene Ontology annotation, cellular component: membrane.
GGCUGAGCGUCCUGAGAUAACAAGACAUCAGUGACAAUGUCCAGUGAUGAGAAUGGUGACAUACUCGUGUAGCUGCUCGAGAUGCAGGAAUGAAACUCACAUUAGUGAGGUUAAGAAGCAGGACAUUGUGGGAAAAAGGUGCAAACUUUAGUGGAUUUUCAAUUCCUCCAAGAACAAUUCCAGUGCCUUAUGUCAAAAGAAUCCAUAUUGUGUACAAUGAUAUGGGAAACUUGUCUACUCAUUACUUCAACAUAUCAGGUUACAAUCUCUUGACUUCUGUUAUUGGUUUCAUUGUUUAUGAUGCACCAUCACAUAUUAGCACCAUCACAAGUCUUAGAAAGCUUGAUCUUAGACCAAUGGGACAACCUAUAUCGAUCGAGUUCAAGAAUUUAACAGAGAUGAUCAAGGGAAGAACAACAAAGUACUGUGCAAUGUUUGAUGAAAAUGGAAAAGUUUCACUUAGUGUAAUGAGGUUUCCCAACUUAUGUUACACAAGAAAUCAUGGUCAUUUCACUAUAGUGUUACCUUCAGAGACAAGGAAGAAGAAGAGAAUACGGGGUUUUUUGGUUAUCGGUUUCGUUAUCGGGCUAUUAGGUGUGGGAUUGGUGGCUCUUGUAGGAAGGAUGGUGUUGGGAAUUUAUAAAUCCAAGAAAACAUGUGAAAUGGAAAGAGAAGCAGAAGAAGGUGAGAUUUUGGAAAGUGUUAUUGUUGGUAGAAGCAAAAUGCCUGUUGCUAUGGUUACAAGAACUCAUCCAAUACUUGAAGGACCAAGUUUUCCAUAG